Molecule: messenger RNA, 1992 nt
Organism: Populus nigra (black poplar)
Lineage: Eukaryota; Viridiplantae; Streptophyta; Magnoliopsida; Malpighiales; Salicaceae
Product: peptidyl-prolyl cis-trans isomerase CYP59-like
Exons: 14
Coding region: 142-1857 (571 amino acids)
Biological process (GO): protein peptidyl-prolyl isomerization
Cellular component (GO): nucleus
Molecular function (GO): peptidyl-prolyl cis-trans isomerase activity; RNA binding; zinc ion binding
Source: RefSeq, a predicted model, not a curated record
AUCAAUCUUUCUCGGAUCCUAGAGUAACCCGCUCGAGUUCGAGAGAUCUCUUUUCUUGUUUUCCCUUCUCAGCUCAGUCUCGCUUCGCUUCCUAUCUUUUCUCAGCAACCAAACACAGACUGUCACAGAGAGAAAGAAAAUAUGUCAGUGCUUAUAGUUACAAGUUUAGGUGACAUAGUGGUGGAUUUAUACGCUGACAAGUGCCCGUUAACCUGCAAAAACUUCUUGAAACUUUGCAAGAUUAAGUAUUAUAAUGGUUGCCUAUUUCACACAGUCCAGAAGGAUUUUACUGCACAGACUGGUGACCCUACUGGUACUGGAGCUGGUGGCGAUUCGGUCUAUAAAUUUCUAUAUGGCGAUCAGGCUCGAUUUUUUGGCGAUGAAAUUCAUCUUGAUUUGAAACAUUCAAAGAUGGGAACUGUUGCAAUGGCUAGUGCUGGAGAAAAUUUGAAUGCUUCUCAGUUCUAUUUCACUCUGCGUGAUGAUCUGGACUAUCUUGAUGGGAAGCACACUGUAUUUGGAGAGAUAGCAGAAGGGCUUGAAACUUUAACGAGGAUAAAUGAAGCUUAUGUGGAUGAAAAGAAUAGACCUUUUAAAAAUAUCAGAAUCAAACACGCAUAUAUACUUGAUGAUCCUUUUGAUGAUCCUUCCCAACUGGCAGAAUUGAUCCCUGAAGCUUCUCCAGAAGGAAAACCAAAGGAUGAGGUUGACGGUGACGUGCGGCUCGAAGAUGAUUGGGUGCCCAUGGAUGAACAAUUAGGCACAGCAGAGCUAGAAGAGGUUCUUCGGGCAAAGGAAGCACAUUCUAGUGCAGUUGUGCUUGAGAGUAUUGGGGAUAUUCCUGAGGCUGAGACAAAGCCUCCUGAUAAUGUCCUAUUUGUUUGUAAACUAAAUCCAGUUACUGAGGAUGAGGACUUGCAUACAAUCUUUUCACGCUUUGGAACUGUUAUAUCGGCUGAUAUAAUUCGUGAUUAUAAGACUGGAGACAGCUUAUGUUAUGCAUUUAUAGAGUUUGAGACCAAAGAGGCAUGCGAGCUAGCAUAUUUUAAGAUGGAUAAUGCUUUGAUUGAUGAUAGAAGGAUUCAUGUGGAUUUUAGUCAGAGUGUUGCAAAACUAUGGUCUCAAUACAGGCGAAAAGACAACCAACCGGGUAAAGCAGGAAGAGGUUGCUUCAAAUGUGGUGCUCUUGAUCAUAUGGCGAAGGAUUGCACUGGUGAUCCUGCUAACAAACAUCAACCUUCAAAAUACAUCCUGAAGGACGAUAAUAUGCAGCGUGGUGGAGAUAAUAAUUCGAGAUAUGAAAUGGUAUUUGAUGGAGACACUCCAGAAAGUCCAAGACAGGGAAAGAGACAUGGACACCGUGAUCCAGAUUACCAAAUUGACAGAGAAAAGAAAGAUGGAAAAGAGAGGUACAGGCAGAGUGACAGGGAUAGAGGACACAGACAGGACACUCCAGAUUACCAAAUUGACAGAGAAAAGAAAGAAGGAAAAGAGAGGUACAGGCAGAGUGACAGAGAUAGAGGACACAGACAGGACACUCGGUACCCUGAAAGUAAAGGAGGGAGUCGAUAUCCUGAGGAGCGACUUGAUAAAGAAAAGUAUAUGGAUAGAAGAAAAGACCGAGACGAUCGAGAUUACAGAAAGAGAAGUUCAGAUAGUCAAAGAGAUUAUGAUAGCCAUAAAGACCAUCGAGAUUACAGAAAGAGAACUUCAGAUAGUCAUAGAGAUCAUGAUGGCCAUAAAGGCAACAGGGAUGAACGAGAACAUAGACGUCGAAGUGCAGAAAAUGAUGAUGAUCCUGAAUAUGAUCGAGAUCGGAGGAACAGAGAUGACAAAAGGAGUCGAGCUCUAAGAUGAUGCGUAGUGCUAUUGUGGCAUUGGUUUUGUAGUUCUUGGUUCCGAAACUAAAGCAUUAAUGGAUGUUGUGCCAAGAUGAUUAAAUUAUUCUGAGAUAGAUUCUUUUCUUUUCGAGUGACAAUUCUUUUUCUUUCA